Molecule: messenger RNA, 1204 nt
Organism: Diaporthe batatas
Lineage: Eukaryota; Fungi; Ascomycota; Sordariomycetes; Diaporthales; Diaporthaceae
Exons: 4
Coding region: 111-1091 (326 amino acids)
Cellular component (GO): cytosol
Molecular function (GO): aldose reductase (NADPH) activity
Source: RefSeq, a predicted model, not a curated record
GGAAAAGUGUGGAAAAGUGUUCUUGAAUCACAGCCCUUGCGAACCUACACACCCAAGCACGAGCCUGCCACAGCUGGGAAAACGAGGACGAGCUUCAAGCCCUAACCAAGAUGGUCCUUGCGACAUGCUUUCCACUAAACACAGGGCAAUCAAUCCCUUCUGUGGGACUGGGAACCUUCCAGGCGAACGUGGGCAAUGACCGCGUGACCGAAGCUGUGCGCAAUGCCUUAGACGUUGGAUAUCGCCAUUUUGACACGGCCUAUCAAUAUGGAACUGAGAAGCAUAUUGGACUGGCAAUCAGAGAAAGUGGAUAUUCAAGGGAAGAAAUCUUUAUCACCUCGAAAUUAUGGAAUACAUGGCACGAACCAAAAGAUGUGGAAGAAGCCUUGGAUCGAAGCUUACGAGACCUGGGAACAGAUUACGUUGAUUUAUACUUGAUGCAUUUUCCUCACGCGUAUCAGAUUGACCGUGAGCACAACGCCUUGCGUAAGGCAGACGGCAGCGGUAGGCCGGAAAUAAAUUUCGAGCUAUCACGAAACUAUCAAGCUACCUGGGCCGCGAUGGAAGGCCUCGUCCGCAGCGGUAAGGCCCGGGCGAUUGGACUCGCCAAUUUCAGCAUCACCAAGAUGAAACGCAUCCUGUCGACAUGCCAAAUAAUCCCUGCAGUAAAUCAAGUCGAGCUGCAUCCGCUUCUUCCGCAGUACGAUCUUGUUGAAUUUUGCCGGCGGCAUGGCAUUCUCGUUGUGGCGCAUCAGCCUCUUGGCGGGGAGCCAGUCAACAACGGUCGCGAAGGCCAUGAUAAAGCAGCUUCGCCUCUGAACAAUGCAACAAUCACUGAAGCUGCUAAACAGUGCGGGAUUACUCCAGCUCAAGUCUGUCUAUCCUGGGCUGUACAGCGUGGUGUUCCGGUUGUGCCCAAAACAGUGACCCAGGCGCGCAUGGUUGAGAACAGCACUCUGACCACACUCCCUGAGGAUGUGUUCCAGAAGGUGAGCAAGGUGCAUCUGGAAACUGGGGCUAUUCGCUUUUUAAACAUCACAGAGAAGAUCGGAUUUGACAUAUUCGAUGAGACGGAAGACCAGCCACUGUAAAUGUUCGUCUUGAAAGUUGUUCACCAAAUUGUGAGUUGAUUUGCUAGCCAAAGAGGAAUCCAUUCAAUGUUGUUCUCUUCAUAUAAGACGUGGUUUAGGGAGUGCUUAGAAAU